This is a messenger RNA of Rosa rugosa (rugosa rose), 1994 nucleotides long. RefSeq names its product protein NRT1/ PTR FAMILY 5.5-like. Gene Ontology annotation, cellular component: membrane. The coding region runs from base 102 to 1820 and encodes 572 amino acids. The record is from RefSeq and is a predicted model, not a curated record. Gene Ontology annotation, biological process: transmembrane transport. Gene Ontology annotation, molecular function: transmembrane transporter activity. The transcript has 3 exons. Lineage: Eukaryota; Viridiplantae; Streptophyta; Magnoliopsida; Rosales; Rosaceae.
UAGAAUUUUCCUUCUGUUUCCUAAGCUCUGGUUUGGAGUCUGGAUAUCCUGCCUUUACUGCUCUAUUUCUUUUCUGUGUCCAUACUAUACGAUACCUCAAAAUGAUCACUAAAGAAAGCACACUAUUUCAGAUGAUGAAGUACGGUGUUCUAGUUUGGCCGAAUUUACUCACCACAUAUCUCAUGUCGAUAAUGGCGACAUAUCUAACUGGAGUCUGGAAGAUCAGUAUCACACAUGCAGCGAUUAUUGUCAAUCUGUAUUCGGGAACAGUGGGCAUAAUGCCAGUGGGCUUGAAACUAAUAAUGGAUGCUUUCGUCGGCAGCUACUGGGUGGUCUUGCUGUCCAGAUUUGCCUUCGCCGCUGGUUUGGUCCUUUUGACGAUGUCAACACCACCGGUCCUUUCUCUUGCAACAGGGACUUGUAGUUCAUACGAUGGCGAGUGCAUUGGCCAAGUUCAAAGAAUUCUCUUUUAUACAGGAUUGCCUCUAAUAGCUGUGGGAGUGUCCGGUCACUUAUCCUCGUUAAUGGAGUUUGUAGAAUCGCAGAUACCUCCACCAACAUAUGAACAGUUGUUUCCAUCUCAAUAUAACAAGUCCGAUCCAGAAGCAGAUGACAAUGACCACUUGUUGUGCCAAAUACGUUCAUGUAAGGGUUUCUUCUUUGUGAUGCUAUCGCUGUUGGUCCCUGGAGUUGCAAUUACGACAAUUGGUUAUGUCCGCCCUUGGUCAUUUAAGUUUGGGAUCCCAGCCACAUUUACCGUGGUAUCAGUACUUAUUUUCAUAUCUGGUUUAUCUUCAUAUGAACGUCCUAAACCAGACUCGAGCAUUCUUUCUCGAGUUUUCAGGAAAUUAGAUACAAAAAGCAUCACAUGGUUGAUUCCCUUAUGCAUGAACUUUGUCCUAAUAGGUGUUGUGUCUUCGAUUGGAAGUACUUUCUUCAUCGAACAAGCAACCGAUUUGAACCCCUACAUUGGGAAGUUAUUGAUUCCUAUUCUUAUUCUACCAGCUUUGCAAGAGUUGCCCAAAAAAAUUUGGGCACAGACAAUAGAAGGGUUUGCCAACCUUCCUGAUUUGUCAGUUUUGGUGUCAAUAAUAUUUGCCGUUCUAAGUUGUAUAACAGCUGCAAAAGUGGAGGCCCGAAGGUUAGGCAUGGUUAAUAGCCAAGGUGUACUUGACGAGCCUGAGAAAAGAAUUCCCAUGAGCAUGUUUUGGUUGGUUCCACAGUUUGUUCUGCUUGGUUUGGCAGAAGAUCUUGCAGAGAAAACCCUUCAAAAUGUCUUCGUAAUUCAGGUGGAACCCCGAACCCUUGGUGAUGCUGUUCCAGCAUUCUUUAUUUGUUUAAAAAUAUUCCUGAAACUAGACAUCGAUGAUGACGAGGAAACCAAAGAGUCCAAUCGAAAGAUUAUGGUACGCUUUAAAGAAACUAUGAGAUCGAAGCGUGCUUAUAAGGAAAGUUUAGCUCAGGCAGUUAAAGGAGUCGGAAUCAUAUGCGGUGUGUUGUCAGUUUAUCUAGUGGGUAAGAUAAGUGCAAGAGGAGGGAAACCUAGUUGGUUUCAGUACACCAUAAACAGGAGCCGUUUGGAUAAUUACUACUGGACGUUGGCUGCAUUAAGCGCUGCUAAUCUCUUUUAUUUUGUUUUCCUGAUGUGUAAAUAUCCCCAAGAUCCGGAACUACUUCGAUACCAACAAGAAUGUCGGGAGCAUGGAAAACUGAUGCAAGGAGUUGAGGAACUUGGAAACCCUGAUUCAGUACCGGAUGAUGUAAAAGCUAAGUGGACUGCUACUUAUAAUCAGAUGGCUACAGAGCACCCCGAUUGGUGAUAUAAUCCCAUUAGUUUCAAUGUUUGAUAUAUCUCUCUCUUGUUCGUUUGUUACAUUUUAAGAUUACAGUUUCUGGCCUUUUGAGAGAAUCAUCUCAUUUAGCUGCAUUCUGUAUUACAUGCUCCAGUAUGCACAUGCUGUGUGCUGAUCGUAUGAAUGACAUAGUAUUUUACA